AUGACGCGGUCCCCACAGCUCCGACGCGCAUCUUCGCUGUCUGCACUCGCGCUGGUCGCUACCACAAUCGAAGGCGAGCGGACCCACGCGCAGUUCUUCCUUCCUGACUCGCCGCCUUCCCAGCAGCAGCAGCAGCAAAGCUCCAGCCGCUUUGACCUCGUGUGGACCACGGCAGCCGCCCCGCCGUUCGCUCAGCUGGAGCUCCCGCACCACUUUGACGCCAAGGUGAACCGUCUGCCAGGCGCGGAGCUGCUCACGUCGCCGGACGCGCUUUCUCACCACGUGGCGGCGCAGCAGAAGAGACACGGCAAGUUCUUCUUUGACUUUGUGCCCGCACACUAUGAGCUCCCUCGUGACGCGGAGCAGCUGCCUGGUGCCUACUUGGAGGCACGUCAACAGUCGGACUUGUCGCCCGAUCGCGGGCGCGAUCCGGAAGUGCAGCAGCGUUUUCGGCUGCGAGAACGUGCUGUAAAUGGAGAUGACGAGUCGACGACAGGUGCUGAGGUGUUCGUGACCGAUGGAGAGUUGCAGCUGAAGCUUGAGUCGACUACGUUCAAGGGGAAGGUAGUGGUCGUGGACAAGUACAUUGAGCCGCUGCUGCUCGAUGGGCACAAGUUCCGUGCUGGGUUUUAUGUGGCAGUCACGUCGACGAACCCGCUCCGUGUGUACGCGUACGAUCACCCGCUGAUCCAGAUCGCCAAGGCCGAGUAUCCAAGCAGGUUGGGGGUUGACGCAGACCCGAAGGCCUACACCUUUGACCAGUACAUUGCUCCUUGGGACUUUCCGGACCUGCAGGCCGAUUUCCAUGAACUGCCGUCCGCGAAUCGAGAAGGAACGAAUGCGUGGCACGUACUGAAACGAUAUUUGCGGAAACAAGGAAUCGACACGAAGCAUCUGCAGGAUGAGGUGGAUUCUGCAAUCGCAAAGGCGGUGCUCAGCAGCCGCGGUCAUUUACAGAGCGAGCAGGCCAAGGUAAAGCGUGCAGCUGGUCGCGAAGGCGAGAAAAGCAGUCCGUCAGAUCUCAGCGACAGCUUUUUUGAAUUGUGGAAGUUUAACUUCGAGUUCGAUGACGUGGGCAAGCCGUGGCUUGUCCGUGUGGUUUCGAAUCCGUCGAUGAUGGCGACGCCGUCCGUAUUUGGUACCGACGAAGCUAUCAAGAAGCGACUGUUGCACGACUUGGCUAAUCUCGUGGGCGUACAUCCUCAAGCGCAGCUUCGGUUUGAAAAGUUUUUUCGCCCUGGUGACGGGGGUGCUUUCUGCUCCGACAAGUGCCGCGACAGGAAUCGUGCGUGGGACGCUUCGUGCUGGUCUUGUCCUGGAUGGUUUGCAUCGAACGUUGCGCGCAGAUUGUUCGCUGCAUCAACGGAAUACGCUCGACGCGGUAGCUUCAACCUCUUGUUUCCGUCGGUGGAGCACGAGUGGUCGAGGUUUAUGGACACGCAGCUUUCCGAGUACGACAUUGCUUUCGAUCGGUAUUUGAAGUCGCUCUCGAGUGGAUACGCCAACCUGGCAGACUUUCCCGCAUCUGAUCGCGCUGUCACGUGCGUGUAUCGGGAACACUGCAGUAACCAUGGCGACUGUGUGAACGGUCUGUGCUCUUGUGACGACAAGUACGAAGGCCGUACGUGCUACGUCCCGAAGGCAACAAACGAGGAACAGCAUCAUCCGCAGCAAGAGACUGGACGUACAUGGAGUCAGGACACCGGUACGUGGAUGGAGAAGGUCGAGAGUCUUGUAUGGAGCCGCGGCGACGUACCGAAGAGCUCCAAUCGACCGAUGGCUGGAGGUGGAGACGCUUUUGCGUCCAGCACGGUGCUUCUCGUUGUACUUCUAGGCAUCCUGUUGUUUGUGAUGUACCGACUCGUGGCAUCACGUCGGUCUGAGUCAGGAAGUAGUGACCUUCCCUAUGACGGGAAGGCGAUGUAG
Peronospora matthiolae is the source of this 1926-nucleotide messenger RNA. Lineage: Eukaryota; Oomycota; Peronosporomycetes; Peronosporales; Peronosporaceae. The record is from the annotation of a GenBank genome assembly.